CGAAAGGAAAGCCAAAUACUGAGGACACUCACUUAUGUCUUCAAGAUUCAUUCUCAAACCUCGUGAGCUUGAAUCAAGGCAACGAAGGUCUUGCGUGUAUGAUGUUACAUAAAUACCGUGCAAGAGUGUGAAGAGCCCUCGUCUGCACUGUAAUUUUCGGAUGGCCCUGACCACCCCGAGGACAUACAGUGUGUGAAAUACAAUAUCAUGGUUUGAUAUCAAUUGCUGUCGUUAUCAUCGACCCCUCGGCCUUGGGGCAGGAAUUCAAGCGGGUGAUGCUCAACUCCGCCACUUUGAUUCCAAACCUCAACCCACCCCGCCUUACUAGCCGCAAUAACCAUGAUUUGUCACUUCCAGUUCCGCUGUAUUCGAUGCAUUGCCUCAACUUCCUUCCCAUCUUAACGAGAACAUAUAAACCCCAACUUCUCCGCACCGUCUCACUCACAGCUCACCCUCCAUGCGCUCGCGAUUCUUCCGGUUCUUACUUACCCUCUCUAAUCUCACCCGGCCUACUCCCUUCCAAGCUGCUCCUCGACUCAGAAACACGGCUCCUCCUCUCAAAUCAAUGAACAUCCCUUUUCUCAGCGCUCUCUUUGGAACAUCGGCCCCAUCCUCCAAGAACGCCAUGACAUCAUACCCAGACCAGCGCACCCCUGACGAGUGGCGCGCCGUCUUGAGCCCGGAACAAUUCCGCAUCCUCCGCGAAAAAGGCACCGAACGGCCCUCCUCGGGCGCCUACGACAAGCACCACCCCUCCGCGGGCACGUACGCGUGCGCGGGGUGCGGGGCGGCGCUGUACGAGGCGCGGCACAAGUUCGCGUCCGGGUGCGGGUGGCCGGCCUACUUCGACAGCCUUCCGGGGGCCGUGGUCCGGCACGAGGACCGCUCGCUGGGCAUGGCGCGCACCGAGAUCGUGUGCGCCAACUGCGGGGGCCAUCUUGGGCAUGUUUUUAAGGGCGAGGGCUAUGACACGCCGACGGAUGAGCGGCAUUGUGUGAAUAGUGUUUCGUUGACGUUUAAGGAGGAGGGGGCGGAGGGGGGUGGUGAGGCGGGGGCGGAGGGGAAAGCAGGGGAGAGUAAGGUGUAG
Messenger RNA from Chaetomium fimeti, 1087 nucleotides. Its product is annotated as Mss4-like protein. NCBI's taxonomy places the organism in Eukaryota, Fungi, Ascomycota, Sordariomycetes, Sordariales, Chaetomiaceae. The record is from RefSeq and is a predicted model, not a curated record. Gene Ontology annotation, biological process: response to oxidative stress; protein repair. Gene Ontology annotation, molecular function: peptide-methionine (R)-S-oxide reductase activity. The coding region runs from base 458 to 1087 and encodes 209 amino acids. The transcript is spliced from 2 exons.